UUGAAGACUGUAUUGGGAGGAAUUGUUUGAAAACACAUCGUAGUUUCACAGAGAAAGUAGGACAUCAAAUUCAAGAAAGUCAACCAAGGAAAAGUAGUCAUCUGAGAAGUUUUUUCACCAAAGUUGAAGGUUCUGUCGACUUAGUUUUGUUGAACUGUCAAAAUAAUAGCUUGCAAUUUCUUGUUGUAAGAUUUUCGACUACUAUCAUGGCUGAAAACCGAUACAGCUGUGACUAUGCACGACUCGGAACUUCCAAAUGUAAGAAAUGCAAGCAGAAGAUAGAUAAGAAAGAAGCGCGUAUUGCAAAGCUUGUCUCGAAUCCUUUCUCUGAAGAUGGUGGUGAUAUGAAGCAGUACUUUCAUAUUGGAUGUAUGUUUGAGACGUUCCAGCGUGCCAGAGCAACGACAAAGAAAAUAGAAGAUCCGAGUGAUUUGGAGGGAUUUCAAGACAUGGAAGAUGAGGAGAAGGCUACCAUUAGGAAGCAUAUUAAUGAGUUGCAGGCCAAGCUAUCAACUCCAAAGAAGACACCAACAAAAAAGAAAGCUGCACAAGCAACCUUGACAACUGCAGGCCAAGUAGUGUCUCCAACGAAGAAAACACCAAUCAAAACACCUCAGAAAAUAGAUUAUGAAGAUAUCAAACCAAUAGUAUCUUCAAAGUCAGAUGACCCAAUGACACAGCGUGACAACUCAUUUCGCCAGUUUCGUAGAGUGUGUGCCGAUAUUGCUGAAGAACCAAGCUAUAAUGCUAAAACUCAACUCGUAUCCAACUACCUCAAGAAGGGGAACUCAGGAGAUGGUUUCAAAGGAGAUGUUUAUUUAUUAAUGAAAUUAUUACUACCGGGAAGUGUUAAAAGAGUGUAUAACAUCAAUAAUAAACAGCUUAUUAAGCUGUUCAGUCAGAUUUUUGGAGCCAGCCAGGAUGACAUGUUGACUGAUUUGGAACAGGGUGAUGUCUCUGAAACUGUCAAGAAAUUUUUUGAGGAAGAAUCAUCUUUGCCUCCAGCGAAAAAAAGUAUUUUGUCUUUGCAAGAGGUGGAUAAUUUUCUUGAUAGAAUGACUUUUUUGACCAAAGAAGAUGAACAGCAACAAGAAUUAACGAGAAUCGCUAAACAGUGUACAGGCAACGACCUUAAAACAAUUAUUAGACUACUCAAGCAUGAUCUUCGAAUGAAUGCUGGAGCCAAACAUAUACUGGAAGCACUUGAUCCAAAUGCAUAUGAAGCAUUUCAAGCAUCCAGGAACUUAAAAGACGUUGUGGAGAGAGUACAAGAAAAUAUCAAAGCAAGUAAUGGAGUGCCUAGUAUGAAAAAGAAACUCAGUGUGAGGGCGUCUUUGAUGACCCCUGUCUUGCCCAUGCUGGCUGAAGCAUGCAAAUCAGUUGAUUAUGCAUUCAAAAAAUGUCAGAAUGGAAUGUACGCCGAAAUAAAGUAUGACGGGGAAAGAGUUCAGGUCCAUAAAGAAGGAGACGAUUUCCAGUAUUAUAGUCGAAGUUUGAAACAAGUCCUCCCACACAAGGUUGCACACUUUAAGGAAUUUCUACCAAAGGCAUGUCCCCAUGGUAACAGUUUAAUUUUAGAUGCUGAGGUUUUACUAGUGGAUACUAACACUGGAAUACCUCUGCCAUUUGGAACCUUGGGUGUUCACAAGAAAGCAGCAUUUCAAGACGCUAGUGUGUGUUUGUUUGUAUUUGAUUGCUUACAUUUUAACGGAGAAAACUUGAUGGAUAAACCAAUCAUGGAACGCAAGAAGAUACUAAGAGAAAAUAUGACAGAGAUCCCAAAUAAAAUAAUGUUUUCAGAAGCCCACCUCAUAAAUAAACCCAUUGACUUAAAAGACUUAAUAAUGAAAACUAUAAGAGAAGGCUUAGAAGGAUUAGUUCUUAAAGACCUGAUGGGUCUUUAUGAACCAGGAAAAAGGCAUUGGUUGAAGGUGAAAAAGGAUUACUUAGCUGAGGGGGCCAUGGCUGAUACUGCAGAUUUAGUUGUACUAGGGGGUUACAUUGGAACUGGUAGCAAAGGUGGUAUGAUGUCUGUGUUCCUAAUGGGUGUACACGAUCCACACUCUGAUCAGUGGGUUACUGUGACUAAAUGCGGGAGUGGAUUUGACGAUAAGAAAUUAGAUCAGAUCAACAAGGCAUUGGAUGUCAAUAAAAUCAGCCAAGAAGUCAGCAAAGUACCAAGUUGGUUGAAAAUUAAUAAGUCUGUGGUUCCAGAUUAUAUUGUCAAAGAUCCCAAGAAUUCACCAAUAUGGGAGAUAACUGGAGCUGAAUUUACUCAAACAAAAACACAUACUGCAGACGGUAUCUCUAUUCGUUUUCCUCGAUGUACCAAAGUGAGAGAUGACAAAUUGAAAGAAGCAACAAACUUACCAAGACUCAAGGUUCUGUACAAGAAAUCCAAAGAGCACUCUGACAUACCUGAUAUGAUUGGUGGAUCCUCAAAACGAAAAAUUGAUUCAGAUUCCGAGGCCAGUACAUCUAAAAGUCCAUUGAAAGUUACCCCAACAUCAACUUCAGUCAAAAUGUCUCCAGCCAAAAAACUAAAAAACAAUAGUAGCGAUGGAAGUGAUUCAAAUCUUAUGAAACCUGUGUGUAAAUAUGGUGCAGACUGUUACCAGAAAAAUCCUAAACAUAUGGCUGCUUUUGAUCACUCACCAAAGAAAGGAUUCUCUGCUGCAUCAUCACCAGUCAAAGCACCACCAGCAAUCACGCCAUUAGUUAAGCAUUUACCAGAGGUGUUUACUGGUAUGCAGAUUUAUUUACCAAAAACUACUCCCAAGUUUGACAAGUUAAAACGCUACAUUAUUGCAUUUGAUGGUGAUGUUGUCGCUGAUUAUGAAAAAGACACCGCUACCCAUAUUGCUGUUGAUGACGUCAAAAAGGCUUUAAAUGGUAAUAAAUUCGUGACAACAAAGUGGUUAUGGGAAUGUAUUAAAAAUAAAAAGUUGGUGCCAAAGUAAGGUUACUGAAGUUGGAUUCAUUAAUGAAAUGAUCAUGGACUUCUUUGUUUAUCAAGAAACUAAAUCAAACAUGAAAACGAGAUUAAAAUCUAUCCGUC
Molecule: messenger RNA, 3058 nt
Organism: Saccoglossus kowalevskii
Lineage: Eukaryota; Metazoa; Hemichordata; Enteropneusta; Harrimaniidae
Product: DNA ligase 3-like
Biological process (GO): DNA biosynthetic process; double-strand break repair; DNA recombination
Cellular component (GO): nucleus; DNA ligase III-XRCC1 complex
Molecular function (GO): DNA ligase (ATP) activity; zinc ion binding; DNA binding
Source: RefSeq, a predicted model, not a curated record